AUGCCCAUGAAGAUGGACCGAGAUUCCAGACUCAGGGCCACGAGAAGUGCCUUCUACCUGCAGGCUGGGGCCGGGAUCUCGGCCAACACCUGUCUGCUCUGCCUGCACCUGGCCGCCCUCCUCGGGGGCCACAAGCCCAGGCUCAUCGACCUCCCCAUGGCCCACCUGGCUCUGACACAUCGUCCUGCUCCUCACUGUGGCCCUUUGGUAUCCACAGACAUCUGGGAAGGGCAGGACAUUCCAGGUGACGUCAAAUGCAAAGUGCUGGUCUUCCUGCACAAGGUCAUGAGGGGACCGUCCCUCGGCACCACCUGUGUCCUCAGUGUGCUCCAGGCCCUCACCAUCAGCACCAGUGGCUCCUCGCUGGCCAACUUCAAAGUCAAACCUGCAAACCCCAUCCUGGGGGCAUGUCUGUUCCUGUGGGUCCUCACCAUGGCCAUUACCAGCCACCAGCUGCUCUGCACGGUGGCCACCCCCAAUGCCACGCAGCCUGGUCUUCUCUUUGUCAACGGCCACUGCUCCUUCCUGCCGAGGUACAGGGGCGUUUUUCUGCUCCUGGUAACGCUCAGAGACGUCUUCUUCGUGGGCCUCAUGGCCGUGUCCAGUGGGUACAUGGCCACCCUCCUGCACAGACAUCAGCAGCGCUGCCUGUCCCCCCACACCUCCCCCGAGCACAGGGCCACUCGCAGCGUCCUGCAGCUGCUCGGCUGCUUCACCGCCCUGGACUCUGCAGACUCUGCGCUCUCCCUGCUCAUCAGCAGGAUGAGGAGAAACGACCCCGUGCUCGGGAGCAUCCACAACGCGGUGGCCAGCGGCUGCGGCAGGCUCAGUCCCCUGGUGCUGCUCAGGGCGGACACACAGAUCCUGAACAUCGCACAGCCCAGUGGAGGAACAAAGCUCAGAUGCCGACAAGACGCACCUAAAGCGGCUCCUCCACUCUCACUUACAAACCCCUCUAUCCACACAAACUUCUUUCUGAAAUGA
Messenger RNA from Marmota monax (woodchuck), 984 nucleotides. Its product is annotated as putative vomeronasal receptor-like protein 4. Gene Ontology annotation, cellular component: membrane. Gene Ontology annotation, molecular function: pheromone receptor activity. The coding region runs from base 1 to 984 and encodes 327 amino acids. The record is from RefSeq and is a predicted model, not a curated record. The transcript has a single exon. Gene Ontology annotation, biological process: G protein-coupled receptor signaling pathway. Lineage: Eukaryota; Metazoa; Chordata; Mammalia; Rodentia; Sciuridae.